Molecule: messenger RNA, 1581 nt
Organism: Ilex paraguariensis (yerba mate)
Lineage: Eukaryota; Viridiplantae; Streptophyta; Magnoliopsida; Aquifoliales; Aquifoliaceae
Source: the annotation of a GenBank genome assembly
AUGGCCCCAAUUUCUGCAACUUUUCUUCUCUUCUUCUCCACAGCUUCCAUCUCAUUUUCUCUGAUUCUCUCUGCAACAAUCAUUGAAGACCUUAACAAUUUGCAACCACCCCCAGACUUCAACACAACACUCACAAACAACUGCCUCCACAACCCGUCUCUCAGAUACUGCAAUGCCACGCCUUUCAACCUCCCCGAGAUCUUUAAGUCCACCAUUGUUGCAAGCCAUUUAUGUAACGAGUCGAAGAACCCAAACUGUGUGGAAUCAUUUCCCAAGAUAGACCUUCGGAGUCGUCCAAAGAUAGCACCACUUUACUUGUCAUUCAACUUCUUUUGGAAGUACUGUCCCUUAACAAUCUUAACCAUUGAUCUGUCCAACAAUUCUCUGAAGGGUAGUUUUCCAUCUGAUAUUUUUCAUUGUUCUCAAAUCCAAGCUCUUGAUUUGAGUCACAAUGACCUCUCUGAGGAUGUCCCAAUACAAAACUUCUCUCUGCUCACAAACCUCACCUUUCUUAAUCUUUCGUACAAUCAUUUCUCAGAGAGUAAGAUUUCUGAUUCCCAGUUCUUCAAACGGUUCAAUUCUUCGAGUCUUCUUCAUUCGGGUCUACUCCCAGAUCACAGAAAGUUCAGAAUCAAGGCUAUACUCUUACUGCUUGGAUUUCCAAUCCUUAUAAUUCUCACGGUGGUUUGCUUGUGCUGGUUGUGUUUUUGGCGGCCAGACUUUCUACCUAGGGUGCUUCAAAGCAAACACAAGUUCACUCCAUCAAUGCUCAAGGCUGCAACAAAUGGAUUUUCAAAGAAGAAUUUGGUAAAUAAGAAUGAAGGGGUUGGUAUUUAUAAAGGGCUACUGAGAGAUGGGACUGAAGUGAGGAUUGAGAUGUACUGGGAACAAGUAUCAAGAAAUAACAGAAGGAAAUUCAUCGAAGAAUGCAAGGUCCUUGUUGAAUUAUGCCAUAAGAAUUUGGUUCAAGUACUUGGCUGGUGCGAUAAUCGAAGAUUGAGGUCCAUCAUCAUCGAAUGGGUAGAUGAAACGAACAUUGAAAUGUGGCUAUCAAGAUCUGCUCCUCCAUGGAAGCAGAGAGUGAAAGUGUUGAUGGGAAUUCUUGAAGGCAUGUGUUAUCUGCAUGAGGAAUGGCCUGAAGUUGGGUACGACCUAAAGACAAGUAGUAUACUGCUAUAUGAGGAUCAAGAACCACUGAUAUCAAGGUUCAAAGUUGGAGAUCAAAACAGUAGCUCAAAAAAGAUCUACAGAUUCGGAGUGUUGAUGUUGGAGAUGAUAACAAAUAGGAGGCCUUGGGAAGAGUUUGAGGGGGGUGAAGCUGGUUUUGUUGAAUGGAUAAGAAUGUAUUAUCUCGACAAUCUGGAAAAUGUGAUUGAUGAGAGAAUGAAGAAGACUGGACAUGUAUUUGAUCAAGCUGCAGCCAGCAUUGAAUUAGGUUUGAAGUGCAUGGAUCUGUCAAAUGGUCGGCAACCAAGCUUGGAUCAAAUCUUUAAUAAUGUGUCAAGAAUUCACAAUACCUGUAUGGCUUCAGCAUCUCCCAAUCUCAAGAGACUGCAUGGACAUAGAGGGGAAGGACACUGA